Dunckerocampus dactyliophorus (ringed pipefish) is the source of this 5485-nucleotide messenger RNA. RefSeq names its product kelch-like family member 5 (gene klhl5). The record is from RefSeq and is a predicted model, not a curated record. The transcript has 17 exons. Gene Ontology annotation, molecular function: protein binding. Lineage: Eukaryota; Metazoa; Chordata; Actinopteri; Syngnathiformes; Syngnathidae. Bases 774 to 2594 code for a protein of 606 amino acids.
GUCCACCACGUGAUGAAACCAAAGGAGUAGCUAGGGGACGGGUGCCGCUGGGCUUCAGCCUCAGGUUAAUUACAAGCCUCCUUUUUGGUUUAUAUGUCUAAGGAAAGCUGAGGUCAAACUCAGCAACAUCACACACAGCAGAACCAACCAGAGGACCCUGAACACACCACCCCACUCAUCUGGGCCAGAGACAAAUAACAAGAUUGAGCUGUAAUAGAAAUGGUGUGAUUGGAUAGCCUAAGGAAACAAGUGAUGUGACUGGAUGUCCCAGGAGUCGGCGGGACGGUCAGACAGCAAUAAGAUGCCCCUCUGUGACCAUCAUCAUCUCUCCUUUCGCCCGCCUCCCCCUCAGGUUCCACCAUCUUCUACCGCUUAUCCGAGAUCGGGUCGCGGGGGCAACAGCCUAAGCAGGGAGGCCCAGAUUUUCCUCUCCAUGGCCACUUCGUCCAGCUCCUCCUGGCGGGUCCCGAGGCGUACCCAGGCCAGUUGGGAAACAUAGUCUCUCCAACAUGUCCUGGGUCUUCCCUGAGGCCUUCUACCGGUCGGACUUGCCCUGAACACCUCCCCAGGGAGGCGUCCGUACCAGUUCACUUGAAAUCAGCGUCCCUUCGUGCAAGCAGCUUCCAACAGAAGAGCUCACACUUGAAGACGAGGCAGGCGAUGGAGCAACGAGACGCUCGCCACACACCAGCACGCUGCAGCACAACGUUUCACUUCCGCCCGUACUUCCUGUGGUGCUCACACAGAGAGUGACAAAUGGAGCUAUUGGCAGAAUGACGUCCAACAGCAGCGCCACGCUGUCCUCAGGCGUGUCGAUGGAGCCGUGUGCAUGUCCUGAGGAGAGCUUGUUCACCACUCUGUCCCAUGCCGACAUCACAUUCCGCAAGAUGGAGGGCUACUUGAGAAGCCGGCAGCUAUGUGAUGUCACGCUCGUGGCUGGAGACAGAAGGAUACCUGCGCACAGGCUGGUACUCUCAUCUGUGUCGGACUACUUUGCAGCCAUGUUCACCAGCGAUGUGCGGGAGGCAAAGCAAGAUGAGGUGAAGAUUGAGGGCGUUGACCCUGAUGCAUUGUGGGUCCUGGUUCAAUAUGCAUACACGGGUCGUCUGGAGUUGAGGGAGGACACCAUUGAGUCUCUGCUGGCAGUCUCUUGUCUUCUUCAGCUGUCCUCUGUGGUCCAGGCCUGCUGUUCCUUCCUCAUGAAGCAGCUCCACCCUUCCAACUGUUUGGGCAUCCGCUCCUACGCUGACGCUCAGGGCUGCCACGACCUGCAGAGGGCGGCGCACGCCUACAUCAUGGAACAUUUUCUGGAGGUCGUCGGAGGCCAAGAAUUCUUGCUUCUCCCACUGGACGAGAUGGAGCAGCUGCUCAAGUCCGAUGACAUUAACGUUCCAGAUGAGGAGACUGUAGUAAACUCUUUGCUAACCUGGGUGCAUCACAAUGCCGACUCCCGCCAAAGGCACCUGCCCCUGCUUCUCGCUCACGUCCGACUACCACUGCUGCAACCACAGUUCUUAGCAGACUUAGAGACAAGCCCCCUUCUUCGAGACAGCGUGGACUGCCAGCGACUGCUGAUGGAGGGAAUGAAGUACCACCUUUUGCCCCAGCGUCGGCCCCUGCUGCAGAGCCCGCGCACACGGCCCCGCAAGGCCACCGUUGGGGCCAUGUUUGCCGUUGGCGGCAUGGAUGCCACAAAAGGUGCUACCAGUAUCGAGCAGUACUGUCUACGGCGGGACAAGUGGAGGCAGGUGGCAACCAUGAGCGGUCGGAGGCUUCAGUUCGGCGUAGCCGUCCUGGAUGGCCGCAUCUAUGUGGUAGGGGGCCGAGAUGGACUCAAGACCCUCAACACAGUGGAGUGUUACAACCCUCAGAGCAAGGCCUGGAGCGUCAUGCCCCCCAUGUCCACACACAGACAUGGCCUAGGUGUAGCCGUCCUUGAAGGGCCCAUGUACGCAGUAGGAGGACAUGACGGUUGGAGCUACCUCAGCACAGUAGAAAGGUGGGAUCCUCAAGCUCGCCAGUGGAGUUUUGUUGCCAGCAUGGCCACACCCAGAAGCACCGUAGGAGUGGCUGUACUCAAUGGCAAGUUGUAUGCAGUCGGAGGUCGUGAUGGCUCCUCCUGCCUGCGUUCAGUGGAGUGUUUUGACCCUCACACCAACAGGUGGGUCGCUUGUGCUCCCAUGGCAAAACGGCGUGGCGGUGUGGGCGUGGCUACGUGGCACGGCUUCCUGUAUGCCAUAGGUGGUCACGAUGCUCCUGCUUCAUCUCUAGCCUCGCGAUUAAGUGACUGUGUGGAGAGAUAUGACCCUCAGACCGAUGUGUGGACAGCAGUGGCUCCCAUGAGUAUCAGCAGAGAUGCAGUGGGUGUUUGUCUCCUCGGCGACCGUCUCUACGCUGUGGGUGGUUAUGAUGGACUUGUGUAUCUCAGCACAGUGGAGGCUUAUGACCCUCAGACUAAUGAGUGGACACAGGUGGCGCCACUGUGUCUGGGCCGGGCUGGAGCAUGUGUGGUGGUGGUCACCUGCAACCACUCCACACCUGCAACCACACCACCGAACCAAACUGCCAUGCAGCCAUCAUUGACUUCAGCAUGACAGACACUUUUCUUUCCUUCAGAUGGAAAUACACACAAAUACACACAGAUAGCUGCUAUCUCUACUGGUGGUAAGUAGAGGCUGUGAUUUGUAGCAUUGUCAUGUUAAUGUAUUCAUGGUUAUUUAAGUUGGCAAGAGCUUACCCACUGACAUAAAAAGACAGUUGACAUAAUCAGCACAACUUGAAGGAAUCACAAACCUCCUCCUCCUCCUCUUCUGCAUUGUGUACAGCUCACCUCUGUAUUGUCACCAAGUAUUGUGGCAAGGAUGUUUCCCCAGAAGGCACUUGCAGGUUCCACUCUAUUAUUAAUGACAGCAUAGCCCAUUUGCUGCUCCUUUUUGGCCAACGUGAGAUAAAACAAGGCUUCAUCCUAGAGUUCAUGUUGCCUUCAGGGUACAUUCCAUCCAGCACGCAUGCACACUGAACGCUAACACAGCUGGAGGCAGAAAAGAUAGACGACAAUGAGUAUUGGCGCCACACUGAAAGGAAAAAAGUACAAGUCUGGAGACCUGGCAUAUAUUAAUCAGGUCAUGUCAUUAAAUGUUUGUUAACUUCAUUCAUUCAUUUAUUUUCCGCUUUUUAUAGAGCCCUUAUUCUUAUAUCCCAUUCGAUCACAAAAUUCCAGCUUUUUUUGUUUCAACUCAUAUGAUAACUAAAAUUCCAACGUUUUUAUAUUAGUUUAUAUUAUGAUUUUAUUCUAAUAAAAAUUGCAACUUUUUUCUCUUUUCAAAUAAAAUUACAGCUUUUUUACUCGCCUUAUGGCUGCUUUAUUCUCAUAAAUGAUAUUAUGAUAUUAUGACUUUAUUUCAAUGAAAUAUUUUUUUCUCAUGAGAUUACAAUUGUAGUUCUAUUAAAUUAAUUAAUACAAUUUAUUUGUAUUAUGACUAUUUUCAUAAAAUUAUGACUUUUUUUCCCAAAUAUGACAGGUUUGUCAUAUUCAGUUGUUACAACUUUAUUUGAGUCAUGUCGCAUUUUUUUUUUUGCUACAUUCUGACUUUAUUCUCAUGAAAUGACAGCUUUUUCCAGCACUAAGAUAAAAACGUAUUUACUUUUUGUAAUGUGACUAUGAAUUGCAUUUUUUUUUCAUAAUAUUACGACUUGCGUCAAAUUACAACUUUUUGUGUGAAAUGUUAACAUUUGUAUUCUAUAAAUCUGUAAUAUUAAGUCUACUUCUCACAAAAUUACAAGUUUUCUGUAAUAUUACAACUACAUGUAAAGCAAAUAAUUGUUUUCCUGUAAAUUAUAAGUAUGAUAAUAUUAUUAUAAUAAUCUAAUAAUGAAUCAAUCAUAUUUUAAUAAUAAAACCACACACAUUGUUCUCACAGCCUUUUUCUGCAAUAGUGCUAUUUUACUCCAAUAAAGUUUUUUAUUGUAAUAUUAAGAUUUAAUUUUAAUUACAAAAUUCCACCAUUUUCUCAUAAUUAUUAUGUUUUCUCUUAAGAUGACAACUUUUUUAAAAAAUGCAUUUUUAUUCUCUUAACCGUACAACUUUGAGUUGUAUCACAAUUUUUUUCCUGCAACAUUCUGGCAUUAUUUUUAUGAAUUUACAGUUUUUUCACGUGCUAUUAUGAUUUUAUAAUCAAAUUACAACUUUCAUAUUCAUCUUUUUUUUCCUGUAAUAAGCAUAAAAUGCCAUCUUUUUUCUGUACUUUUGUGAUUUUACGUGAAAAAAAUGUUUUUCACGAUAUGACAGAUUUUAUUAUCAAGACAUUAAAACUUUUUGUCUAACAUGAAAGUUUUAUUCUUGUCAAUUUUCAACCUUGUUUCAACUCAAGUUUUUUGUGCUUAUUGUAACAGUUUUCUUCUAAAAUUACUUUUUGGUUUUCAGAACUUUCCUCUUGCAUGGGGUUUUUUUUCCCAAUGUGACCCCAAUACUCCAUGAAGACUUAUUUGUUAGCAUGACAAAAAAAAUCUCUUUAGCUUAAUGAUAAAGUGAGGCUAACAGAACAAGACCAUUUUUCUUAAAAAAAAAAAAAAAAACCUCUACAUUUAUGUUUAUUAUAUACAAACAUCUAUUUAAUAUUAUACACUUGAGUGUGUUAUUGUGAUUGUUUUUGCUACAGCUGCCCUUUCUCUUGUUUUAUACCAAAUAAAAACAUAAUAAAAUGCUGUGUACGGUAUAUAGAUAUAUGAAUUAUGCUUUUAUUUGUCUUUCUUACAAGAACAUACUGUUGGCAGGUUGCAGAUUUUAGUGUGAUUGUGUGUUAACAUCCUGGGUUCUUCUGAGCCUGAAGGUUAAACAGAGCUGUCAGAGUGAACAAUGAAUGUGCAUGCUCUUCAUUUAAACAGAUGGGAGGAAGGUAAAAAGCACAGUGCAAGGAAGAGAGAGAUGCCAGCCAGAAGCGGAAUGAUUCACUCCUGUGUUAUUUAUGGCUCGAGAAGCGUUAAAUCUCAUCCAACGCUGACAAACAUCUUCCAGCGGCACUGAGAGAUGAAGCUGGCGACCUUGUCAGGCAGCCGAGUCCUUAAUAACAGCUGACAGCCGCAAGGAGAAAACAGGAUGACACUCCCCUCAGUGACCAGCAGAGGCCACUGUGUGAUUCUAGGUGUCGUAAUAAACCUGUUUCUGUUGCCGGAAAGCGACAUCAAGAAUGGCUAUUUGGUGGAAACACGAAAUCUAUGUUUUUUUAGGUUGUGCAACGGCGUCAUUGAGGAUCUUCCCAAGCGGUCAUUACAGCUGCCAUGCCCCAAAAUGGCAGAAAUACGCACUUUUCAGUGGCUAUGUCUCUGUUAGAGACGAUUCGAUUCGAAUCUAGAUACACAAGUUACGAUAUGAUUCAAAAACAAUAUAUUUUAAAAACCCUAACGAGUCGAUACAAUACCAUGGAGUGUACAAAGGAUGCGAUUCAAUUCUACGGUUACUGUUUGUUGAUGCAGACAAUCUUACAUU